Pteropus alecto (black flying fox) is the source of this 6070-nucleotide messenger RNA. RefSeq names its product activity dependent neuroprotector homeobox (gene ADNP). The coding region runs from base 427 to 3735 and encodes 1102 amino acids. The record is from RefSeq and is a predicted model, not a curated record. Lineage: Eukaryota; Metazoa; Chordata; Mammalia; Chiroptera; Pteropodidae. Gene Ontology annotation, biological process: regulation of gene expression. Gene Ontology annotation, cellular component: nucleus. Gene Ontology annotation, molecular function: DNA binding. The transcript has 6 exons.
GUGUGAGAUGCACAAUGCGAAACCUAGGCCCCAGCUUUUGCACCAUGAUGCACAGGGUUGUACUUUUUGUACUGAACUGAUAGGUGGCCUAGUGGUUAUGCCCUGUACUACCAUUUUGAGGAUCUGGACUCCGUUCCUGCUUUGCUCUUUGGACCACAUUGUCAAUUCACACCGGAAAAGUUGCUGUGAGCUCUUAGAAAAACAUGUAAUCUGCAGUUUCAAAGGUUUCCUGGUUUUGACACUCAAAAAACGAAGGUGAAACAAUUGGGCUUGAAGGCUGAGAUUUAGAUCCCUAACACAGUUCCAAGACAAGACAGCAGCUAGAGAAAUCCUAAAAUCUUAAGAAUUUCAGCAGUGUUCCAGAAAUAAAGGUUUGGAAAUUAAGAGGAGAGACUAAAAGAUUUUUGAUGAGUUGACUAAGAAACUAUGUUCCAACUUCCUGUCAACAAUCUUGGCAGUUUAAGAAAAGCCCGGAAAACUGUGAAAAAAAUACUUAGUGACAUUGGGUUGGAAUACUGUAAAGAACACAUAGAAGAUUUUAAACAGUUUGAACCUAAUGACUUUUAUUUGAAAAACACUACAUGGGAGGAUGUAGGACUGUGGGACCCUUCACUUACAAAAAACCAGGACUAUCGGACAAAACCUUUUUGCUGCAGCGCUUGUCCAUUUUCUUCAAAAUUCUUCUCUGCCUACAAAAGUCAUUUCCGGAAUGUCCAUAGUGAAGACUUUGAAAAUAGGAUUCUCCUUAAUUGUCCCUACUGUACCUUCAAUGCAGACAAAAAGACUUUGGAAACACACAUUAAAAUAUUUCAUGCUCCAAACGCCAGCGCACCAAGUAGCAGCCUCAGCACUUUCAAAGAUAAAAGCAAGAAUGAUGGCCUUAAACCUAAGCAGGCUGACAACAUAGAGCAAGCUGUUUAUUACUGUAAGAAGUGCACUUACCGAGAUCCUGUCUACGAAAUAGUUAGGAAGCACAUUUACAGGGAACAUUUUCAGCAUGUGGCAGCACCCUACAUAGCAAAGGCAGGUGAAAAAUCACUCAAUGGUGCUGUCCCCUUAGGCUCAAAUGCCCGGGAAGAAGGUAGUAUUCACUGCAAGCGAUGCCUUUUUAUGCCAAAGUCCUACGAAGCUUUGGUACAACAUGUCAUCGAAGACCACGAACGCAUAGGCUAUCAGGUCACUGCCAUGAUCGGGCACACAAAUGUGGUAGUUCCCCGAACCAAACCUUUGAUGCUAAUUGCUCCUAAACCUCAAGAGAAGAAGGGCAUGGGACUCCAGUCGAGAAUUGGUUCCCUUGCUUCUGGAAACGUCCGGUCUUUGCCGUCACAGCAGAUGGUGAAUCGACUCUCAAUACCAAAGCCUAACUUAAAUUCGACAGGCGUCAACAUGAUGUCCAGUGUUCACCUGCAGCAGAACAACUAUGGCGUCAAAUCUGUAGGCCAGGGCUAUGGCGUUGGCCAGUCAAUGAGACUGGGUCUAGGUGGCAGCCCACCAGUUUCCAUCCCUCAGCAGUCUCAGUCUGUGAAGCAGUUACUUCCCAGUGGAAAUGGAAGAUCUUAUGGGCUGGGGUCAGAGCAGAGGUCCCAGGCACCAGCAAGAUACUCCCUGCAGUCCGCCAAUGCCUCCUCUCUCCCGUCAGGCCAGUUAAAGUCUCCUUCCCUCUCGCAGUCACAGGCAUCCAGAGUAUUAGGUCAGUCCAGUUCCAAACCUCCUGCAGCUGCCACGGGCCCUCCCCCAGCUAAUACUUCCUCAACUCAGAAGUGGAAAAUAUGCACGAUCUGUAAUGAGCUUUUUCCUGAAAAUGUCUAUAGUGUGCACUUCGAAAAAGAACAUAAAGCUGAAAAAGUUCCAGCAGUAGCCAACUACAUUAUGAAAAUACAUAAUUUUACUAGCAAAUGCCUCUACUGUAAUCGCUAUUUGCCCACAGAUACUCUGCUCAACCAUAUGUUAAUUCAUGGUCUGUCUUGUCCGUAUUGCCGUUCAACUUUCAACGAUGUGGAAAAGAUGGCAGCACACAUGAGGAUGGUUCACAUUGAUGAAGAGAUGGGACCUAAAACAGAUUCUACUUUGAGUUUUGAUUUGACAUUGCAGCAGGGUAGUCACACUAACAUCCAUCUCCUUGUAACCACGUACAACCUGAGGGAUGCCCCAGCCGAAUCUGUCGCUUACCAUGCCCAAAAUAACCCUCCGGUCCCUCCAAAGCCACAGCCAAAAGUUCAGGAAAAAGCAGAUAUCCCUGUUAAAAGUUCACCUCAAGCUGCAGUGCCCUAUAAAAAAGAUGUCGGGAAAACCCUUUGCCCUCUUUGUUUUUCAAUCCUGAAAGGACCCAUAUCUGAUGCACUUGCACAUCACUUAAGAGAGAGGCACCAGGUUAUUCAGACGGUUCAUCCAGUGGAGAAAAAGCUCACUUACAAAUGUAUCCAUUGCCUUGGUGUGUAUACCAGCAACAUGACCGCCUCGACUAUUACUCUGCACCUCGUUCACUGCAGGGGCGUUGGAAAGACUCAGAACGGCCAGGAUAAGACAAAUGCUCCCUCUCGGCUUAAUCAGUCACCGGGACUGGCACCUGUGAAGCGCACUUACGAGCAAGUGGAGUUCCCUUUGCUGAAAAAGCGGAAGUUAGAUGAUGAUAGCGAUUCACCCAGCUUCUUUGAAGAGAAGCCUGAGGAGCCUGUUGUUUUAGCUUUAGACCCCAAGGGUCAUGAAGAUGAUUCCUAUGAAGCCAGGAAAAGCUUCCUAACAAAGUAUUUCAACAAACAGCCCUAUCCCACCAGGAGAGAAAUUGAGAAGCUGGCAGCCAGUUUAUGGUUGUGGAAGAGUGAUAUUGCUUCCCAUUUUAGUAACAAGAGGAAGAAGUGUGUCAGAGACUGUGAGAAGUACAAGCCUGGUGUGCUACUGGGCUUCAACAUGAAAGAAUUAAACAAAGUUAAGCAUGAGAUGGAUUUUGAUGCUGAAUGGCUAUUUGAAAAUCAUGACGAGAAAGAUUCCAGAGUCAAUGCUAGUAAAACUGCUGACAAAAAGCUCAACCUUGGGAAGGAGGAUGACAGUUCCUCAGACAGUUUUGAAAAUUUGGAAGAAGAAUCCAAUGGAAGUGGUAGCCCUUUUGAGCCUGUUUUUGAAGUUGAGCCUAAAAUCCCUAAUGAUAAUCCAGAGGAGCACAUACCGAAGGUAAUUUCUGAGGAUGCUUUAGAACCUGAGAAGCUAGACCAAAAAGAAGAGGAUGGUUCAAAAUACGAAACUCUUCAUUUGACUGAGGAACCAACCAAACUGAUGCCUGAUGCUUCCGAUAGUGAGGUUGACCAAGAUGAUGUUGUUGAGUGGAAAGAUGGUGCUUCUCCAUCUGAGAGUGGCCCUGGUUCCCAACAAAUGUCAGACUUUGAGGACAACACAUGUGAAAUGAAACCAGGAACCUGGUCUGAUGAGUCUUCCCAGAGUGAAGAUGCAAGGAGCAGUAAGCCAGCUGCCAAAAAAAAGGCUACCAUGCAAGGUGACAGAGAGCAGUUGAAAUGGAAGAAUAGUUCCUAUGGAAAAGUUGAAGGGUUUUGGUCCAAGGACCAGUCUCAGUGGAAGAAUGCAUCUGAAAAUGAUGAGCGCUUAUCUAACCCACAGAUUGAGUGGCAGAAUAGCACAAUUGACAGUGAGGAUGGGGAGCAGUUUGACAAUAUGACUGAUGGAGUAGCUGAGCCAAUGCAUGGCAGCUUAACCGGAGUUAAACUGAGCAGCCAACAGGCAUGAGUGCCAGAUUCUCUGGCAUCGGUGACAAAAUGCAGCCUGGAACUCUGCUCUGCUCUUAGUAUGACUGCAAAGCUAUAUUCUGACUGGUACUGCCUUCUGAGUGCUGGAUCAUCAGGCUCUAGGGACAUGUGGCCACUGCGUCCCCAGUGGUUAUUUCCAUGACACAUGAUUGGCUGAUCUUGCUUCAGAACUUGCUGUGACAGAUGCAGUAACUAAAUGUGAAAAACCAAUAAGCUGGUGGCUCACGAAUGCACACGGGGAAAAGCAGUGAUUUAUUUUAUCUGCCUUCUCAACAUUUCUUUCCCUCUGUAAAAUGUUUGGUUGGAUGUCUUUGAGAAGUGUUACCCGAUUCACAUGGUAGUGUAGGGCCAACAUAUGAGCUACCAAUCCAAUGUGUAUAGUAGACUUUGGGGAAAAUUGAUUUUUUUUCAUGUAUUCAUUCUGAAUAGUUGAAAUGUAUAUUUGUACAGUCUUUUAGACCUAUUCAAGUGAUGCUUAUGAUAUUGUUAUUGUGUACCCAUCAUAGAUUUUUUUUUAGUGUUGCCCUUGCUGUGUAAUAAACGCUACAUCUAGUUUACCUAGCAAAAGCUUGAAAUUACGCUAGUAUGAACUUUUGGACAGAUUUAGUUUUUGCACAUAACCUUGUACAAUCUUGCAACAGAGGCCAGCCACAUAAGAUAUAUAUCUGGACUCUCUUGUAUUAUAGAUUUUUUCUUGUUCUGAAUAUCCUUGACAGUACAGCUGACAAAACAAAAACUGGUAUUUCAGAUCUGUUUUCUGAAAUCUUUUAAGCUAAAAUCACAUGCAAGAAUUGACUUUGCAGCUACUAAUUUUGACACCUUUUAGAUCUGUAUGGAAGUGUGUUGUGUUGAGGCAGCCAACCAAUGAGUGCUGCGUUUUGGAUAUUUAGUUUUAUCUUUAGUUAAACACCACCUGGUGUAUUCAUUUAUACCAUCUAAUAUAUGACACACUGUUGUAGUAUGUAUAAUUUCGUGAUCUUUAUUUCCCUUUGUAUUCAUUUUAAGCAUCUAAAUAAAUUGCUGUAUUGUGCUUAAUGUAAAUAUUUGCUUUAUUACACAUUACAGUCCUAUGUGUCCAUUAUGUCUUGUGCCAGUUGAUGCCAUGGCUCUUUCAUCAGAGAUGGAAACCACAGCCACUGAGGAACCUUGUGGAGACCAAGAUCUGCCAUUGGCAUAAAGGAUGCUUUCUCUCUCGAGGCACCUGUUACAGAUUCCUUCGGUUUUGUCUUCCCUUUUAACUGCUAAAAUAAACAUCCUUGAGUUUUUCAGUUCCCCUUUUGUUAAGGAGCAGAGCCUGCAUAUAUAUGUAAAUGUCUUGAUAAAAGGAUGUAAACAUAAAUUGGCAUUAAUUUGCAAGCAGAAUCUUAAUGCCUUGGUGUUCUUUCUUCUGAAUGAAGUAAAUGUUAGUUUUCACCUUAUAAUGGGAACAAUUGUACUAAACAGGCAACUACUCUCUCUCGUUAUAACUCUUGACCAUCUUGCUAUUAAGAAAAAGGCUUUGGAGAUGACACAUUUGGAGGGCUUUCAAGAUGGAAGGAGCUGGUAUGUUUUUACUACGCAUAGAUCCCCAAGAGCAACUCAUAGGAAGAACGGGAAGUUAAGAGGAGGCCAAGUUAGGCCAGUGUUUUCAGCUGUUGUAACAAUGGUGGGAUUAGCUGAUCCUUGCAGACAGCAGAGGCUGGUCAGUCACCUCUCGACAUUGGCCUAGAGUUCUGAAGUAGCUGGUUUCCAUAAUUUCUAAGACACUCCAAAAGAUUCGUCUUGAUAAUGCUUUUGUUACCUGAGAGUAGAAAUUUGACCAGCCCCCCCACUUUAAAUGUCAUGCUACUCAAAAUACAGGAGAAAGCGUAGGAAUAGAAUCUUUAAGGUGUUAGGGGCUGGUGUGGAGCUUUUUGAUUUUUACACAGUUAAGUUACAAAUUCUAUGGACACCAGCUAAUAUUUAGGACAGGAUGUCCCCAAAUACGAAAUCAGGAAAACGUAUUGAGAAGGUUUCUCUUACUUGAGGAUAGUAACACCAGCUGAAUUUAAGCCAUCUCACAUUUAUUUUGAAAUUACUCUGCCUCGUGAACAGGUGGGAACGUGGCCUGGGGCCUGGGCUUACAGCCCUCCUGGAGCACUGAUGAGAGACUGGGUAGAAUAGUGGGCUCCCCUGCUUACACGUUUGAGCAGACAGACGAGUAUGCUGCCUCGCUUAGGUGGGAGUGGACCUUAUUGGCAUUCAGAAAUGGCCACCUGAGAAUUGGAAAUGAAGAUUCCCAACUGGAAAUGUUGAAGAGCCCUAAAAGUGUCUCAAUAAAAGCCAUUUUCAAAGAA